CGAUGCGGAUAGGAGGGGCUGGUUCUCCAAGUCAUUUCUCUCACCUCUUGUCCAAGAUCUUGUCUGUAUCCAUUUCGCGCAGGACAGCAACAAGAAAGAAGAGUUUUAGCCUUGUCCCCAUUGAAUCAGCCCCCUCCCCGGUCCAAAUCUCUAAGAGGAAAGAGUAUAUAGCAGCCACCUCUCCUUCUACCCUCCCUUUCCAGUUGGCCUGAUUUCCAAGACCUGCUCUUUUCCUAAUACAUUCAUCCUUUACUUGCAUCUGUUUUGCAAGGCGACGACUUGACCUUGUUGUACCAAAGCUUUUCUUAACUGGGUAUCUCAGCCCAGUCCUACUCUGUGAUCGAUCCUGCCUGAGCAGCAAGAGCGUUGUGAAUGCUCUCCCUUGGUCGGCUCAAUUGACGAAGGAACCUGUUUCAUAAAAAAAAAAGAAAGAGAGAAAGAAAGAAAGGGACAAUCGUCUUUUAUAGUCUCCUUCCUUCGCAGGCACAACCAUCGUCCUUUUCCCUCUGAACCCGACUAUUCGAGUUCCAUUUGAUACCACUUACACCAUCUGAUCUCGUACCAAGUCCCGGCAUCCUCAGCCCGACUUGAAGAUAGCAACACUAUACAACAUCACCCCAGCAUCUCCCUAGAGCAAAACGCCGACAACCAACCUCCACAGCCUGCGUCCGGCAACGACAUGAGAAAGCUAUGGCAGAGCUCCCGACCCCGUUCUACUGCCUCUGGCAGAAGGAACACUCGUCCUUAGGCUCCAAGGUCCUCGACCUCCUCCCGAAGCGCGACCUCGCCUCGCUCCGGCUCGCCAGCUCGGCCUGCUGCAAUAUCGCCACGAAGCCCCUUUUCAAGCGCAUCCGCGUCACCUUCUCGGCAAACACCUUCACCAAGCAGUCCCGCAUCCAGGCGCUCGCCCGCGUAGGGCACCACGUCGAGCACCUGCACUUUCACUUCGCCCACUCCGACGCCACCUUCCUCCCGCCGCUCGUCCACCCGACCACCGGCCGCGAGAUCUGCUUCCUGUACACGCCUCAUACCAGCAUGGCCUCGGUCCUCGCGCGGCCCAAGUACGCCAACACGGAGCUCGGCGAGAUCCUCACGCAGCAGUACCCGCCCCUCUUCCAUGCCGCCACCAACGUGCCCAGCUUCAUAAACGCCAUGCGCUACCUCGUCAACGUCCGCCACCUGACCAUCCGCUGCCCGGGCCAGGACCCGCAGGAGCGGUACCGCCGCGACAUCGUCGACUACGCUAUCAUGAGCCUGCGCAUCGCCGUCGAGCGCGCGCCCCUCGAGCGGCUCGAGAAGCUCUCGCUCUCGGGCAUGCACCCCUCAGCCUUCAACUACCUGCGCCACGUCCCCGGCUUCGGCGCGGUGCCCUCGGCGGGCCGCCGGUGGAAGCAGGUCCGCAAGCUCAACAUCUCGGUCGAGGCCUGGGACUUUUACGGUCCGUCCCCGGGGCUUGACCACCUCAAGGUCCUGGACGACUACAUCCGCCAGUUCUCCGGCACGCUCGAGAAGUUCCAUUUCACCUGGCUGGGGCCCAAGGGCCCUUGCCCCAUCGCCCUCUCGGCCGACCCGCUGUUCGCGCCGCCGAGGCAGAACAGGAAGCUGUUCAAUGAGGUGACGUCGCCCAUGUCGCCGCUUCCGCCGGCGCCGGGCCGAAAGCCGAUGCACUUUCCGCGCCUGCGGUACAUGCAGGUACGCAACGCGACUAUGACGGCUGGCCAGCUCUCGGACCUUGUCGACGCACAUCAGAAGACCGUCAAGGAGUACGACUUUGACAACGUCGUGCUCAUCAACGGCGGCGACUGGGACGAGGCGCUUGCGCCGCUUAUGGAGUCCGCCGGUAGCAGCAGCGACAUCUGGUCCCAGCACUCGCGGAGCAACUCGGGAGAGGCCGACAGUCUCCACUCGGCCGAGCCGUCCCACGACGACGACGAUCUGCCCUCGCCGUCGGCGGCGGCGGCUGCUGCCACGCGAGAACUACUCGACUUUGACCUUGGCAGCGAACUAUACGUUGACGAAGAAUACGAUCCGUACGAGGGCCUCGAUGAGGAUCUGGCUUCAGACCUCGCGGCCGCCAAAGAGGCCAGCACGUCCUUCAGCACCGUGCUGAAGAAGAAGCGCGUUCACCGGCGCAGGAAACACCGCAAGGAUGACGGCGGUGGCGGCAGCCAUAACAACAACGGAAAGGAGGGCUUCUCGUGGCGACACCACAGGAGCCGGAGCCACGAGCGCCAUCGCAAGCACAAGCACCACAGGGAACACCCACCGGUGCCCGAGGAGGACGACGCCUUCCGGCCGUCGACCCCUGUACCCGUCAUCACGGCGCCGAUCCAGGACACAUCACCGCACCCAGUCCUGCUGCAGCCGGCCGUGUACGACCCCAACGCGAACCGGCUCUCGGGCCCCGAGGAGGGCAUCUCGUCGGUGCAGCGAAACAUGGAGCAGGAGGAGGCGCACCGCAUGCUGGCCGAGGACGCGGCGAUGCGGGUCAGCGCGCUACGCAAGGCCAAGGCGGCGGUAUUGAUGAAGCUCUCCAAGGAGUUCACGCGCAAGGGCACGCCGGCGCCAGUGGCCGGGGGGGACAACUGUGGCCUGCAGAUGCGGCUGCGGGAAGGGCUCUUUGGGAAGAGCUUCGUGAGCGUGUUACCGGACGACAGAACCAUGUCGAGCCAGUCGGCAUUGGUCCCGUUGAUGGUGAUGCGGUAAAU
Molecule: messenger RNA, 2708 nt
Organism: Colletotrichum destructivum
Lineage: Eukaryota; Fungi; Ascomycota; Sordariomycetes; Glomerellales; Glomerellaceae
Exons: 1
Coding region: 691-2706 (671 amino acids)
Source: RefSeq, a predicted model, not a curated record